This is a messenger RNA of Brassica oleracea var. oleracea, 2194 nucleotides long. RefSeq names its product KH domain-containing protein At4g18375. The record is from RefSeq and is a predicted model, not a curated record. Gene Ontology annotation, biological process: regulation of gene expression. The transcript is spliced from 7 exons. NCBI's taxonomy places the organism in Eukaryota, Viridiplantae, Streptophyta, Magnoliopsida, Brassicales, Brassicaceae. Gene Ontology annotation, molecular function: mRNA binding. The coding region runs from base 206 to 1966 and encodes 586 amino acids. Gene Ontology annotation, cellular component: nucleus; cytoplasm.
AGUGCCCCGAAGUGAUAAAAGAAUCUAUCCUAUCCGCCGCCGCCCGCCGCCCGCCGCCAUCCAUCUUCCGGACGAUUUCUGUACGAACAUCAAAACUCUUAUAAGAUCGAAUACAUUGUCUUUCUGUUUUCUCAAUUCUAUCUUCUGAUAAUAGAUUGCUCUUAUCAGCAACCUUUCUCUGUGCUUAUCAAUCUCAAAUCUCACAAUGAGUGACCGUAAGAAGCGAAAAUCCAAUCACAAUAACAAUAACAACGACUACAAGAAUCAAAGGAGGCGAUUUUCAAAUGCCAACGCUGAAACCAUCAACAAAGAAGACCUCGUAAUCUACAGAAUCCUCUGCCCCGUCGGAAUCAUCGGUGGCGUCAUAGGCAAGAGCGGCAAAGUCAUAAACGCCAUCAGGGACACCACCAAGGCCAAGAUCAAAGUCUUUGACCAGUCACCUGGCUGCACCCAAAGAGUCAUCACAAUCUACUCCUCGGUUAAGGAGAAAGUCGACGUAACAGAGACCGAGACAGAGCCUCUGUGCUGUGCGCAAGAUGCUCUUCUCAGAGUCCAUGACACGAUCGUGAGCUGUGUGGAGAGUGCUGCUGGUAAGAAGACGGAGGAAUGUCGUCUUUUAGUUCCGUCUAGCCAAGCUUCUGGUGUGAUUGGUAAAGCUGGUGCGGUUAUCAAGAGCAUAAGGAGAAGAACUGGAGCUAGUGUUGAGGUUGAUUCUAAACAUGUCUCGGAUCCUUCGCAUGCAUGUGCCUUGGAUUUUGACAAUGUAGUUCUGAUAUCUGGUGAGCAUAAAUCUGUGAAGAAGGCUCUUUACGCUGUUUCUGCUACCAUGUACAAGACCAAUCCUCGAGAACAGAUUCCUCUAGAUUCAACAACCGUGCAAGACACUCCAGCUAGUGUUAUAGUUCCGUCGGAUCUUUCUAGUUAUGUCUAUCACAGUGCAGGUGUUCCAACGUUUGUAAAUGCAUCUGAGUUUCAGGGCUUUGCAGAAACCACUAGUCCUGCAUCUCAUGGUUUUGGCGGGUCUCCUGGAUCGAAAGAGCUGGUUUUGAAGGUGUUGUGCCCUGUGUCCCGUAUCGGCCGUGUUAUCGGGAGAGAAGGCUCGACCAUUAAGGGAAUGAGAGAAGCGAGCGGUUCUCGUAUUGAGGUUAAUAAAGCAAAUCAUGGUGAUGAUGAGUGUGUUAUUAUUGUCACCGCUACAGAGUCUCCUGAUGAUAUGAAGUCUAUGGCUGUUGAAGCUAUUCUUCUUCUGCAAGAGAAGAUCAGUGACGAUAUUGAUGAGGAGACUGUUAAGAUGCAACUUCCUGUUCCUUCCAAGGUUAUUGGAUGCGUUAUAGGUAAAAGCGGCUCGGUCAUAAACCAAAUCAGGAAAAGAACCAACGCCAAUAUCCGUAUCUCCAAAGGGAAUAACGAUGAUCUUGUUGAGGUAUCUGGUGAAGUCAGCAGUGUGAGAGAUGCUCUCAUUCAGAUUGUACUAAGACUCCGAGAGGAUGUUUUGGGCGAUAGAGGCAGUGUCUCUGCUAGGAAUCCUCCUGCUGCAAGAUCUGAUCAUUCCGGUUUUACACUUGCUCCUUUUGUAUCUUCUGUUCCAGAAUAUGCUUCUGUAGAUUUUGAUCAGAGGCGAGAGACAGGGGAAAGCAGCUUGGGAAUGGUUUCUUCAGACAGAUUCUAUGGCUAUGAAAGUAGUUUCCCGGCAAGAGAUCAUGGUUUGGUAUCAGUGGGUCCAUACUCAUAUGGAGGAUUGUAUCAGUCUUCUGCUUUGGAGAUUCUUGUCCCGGCGAGUGCAGUGAGUAAAGUUAUUGGCAAAGGAGGAGGCAAUUUGGAGAACAUAAGAAGGAUAUCAGGAGCGAUGGUAGAAGUUUCGGAUUCCAAAACUUCUCACGGUGAUCGCAUUGCUCUCGUAUCAGGCACACCUGAACAGAUGCGUAGUGCAGAGAACUUGUUCCAAGCUUUUAUUAUGUCCACUUGAAACAGUCUCUCUGUCUCUAGCUUCUUGGUGAGUUCUUUCUCACCUCGGUUUACUGUAACUGUAGGAGAAGUUGUUUAAUUAAUAACAACCCGGAAUAGAAUGAUAUUCCGGUUUAGCGAUCAUGUGUCUAUGAGCCGUGUACCGUAGCGUUGCUUGUUAUUUAAAUUCUUGGAAAUUACAUGCAGAAGACCCUCUAUUGUUUAUUAUAGUUUACUUAUUUUCCCUAUA